Molecule: messenger RNA, 1761 nt
Organism: Notolabrus celidotus (New Zealand spotty)
Lineage: Eukaryota; Metazoa; Chordata; Actinopteri; Labriformes; Labridae
Exons: 2
Coding region: 240-1643 (467 amino acids)
Source: RefSeq, a predicted model, not a curated record
UAUGAUGUCACAGUACAAUGCCUGCUCUCGAUGAUGUCACAGUAGAAUAUCUGCUCCCGAUGAUGCCACAGUAGAAUGCAUUUGAUGUUAUUCAAAUAAAUAGUGUUCCUCCUGCAUCACUACCUGCAAAACUAGGACCACUGACAUUACCGAGUGUUGCUGCUGCUGUGAGGAUUGACAGACAACCAAACCAACAACAUCUUAGAAAGCAUUUCUACAAAGAUUUGCUAACAUUCACCAUGCAGCGAUCAGGACUCCUCAUGACUGCUUUCGUGGAUUUCCCUCGGAUGAAAAUUGCCAAGUUUAACGUUUACCCGCUCAUCGCCCCAUUGACUGAAUUAUACUGGGAUGAGGUGGUAUCCCGCAAGCAUACUAAGCACAGUCUGAAUGCGCUGGUCGACCUGUGUCAGUUCAUCGUGGAGUUGACUUGCAAGCACGUCUUGGACUCUAUUCACCCAAUUGUUUUGGAGUGGCACAUGAAAGCAGGAAGGAUAUUUUCUCAUGUGAAGCCUUUGGAAUGUUUCUUUGGGGUACGUGAGAGCGAAAUCCUGUAUAAACUCAAGCAAUUCAUUAAUCAGGAUUUUGCUCAUGCUCUAGGGUGCAGGUAUGAAAUAGACUGUAAGAGUUUUGACCGUUUCCUCUGUAUUGCUGCAAGGGAGGUUACAAAUCGCAUUAACUGUACAAUAGAUGCGAUAGUAGGGACCAGAGCUUUGGAGAACUUCCCCAUGUGUUUGAAGUGUAACUCUAUCUCCUCUGUAACUCUUAUAAGCAUGAUCGAUUUAUUAACUGAGACACUUCAGUGCUGUAUCGAGGAAUAUCAGUGCAAUCAGUGCAGGAGCCAAAAGCAGGUCCACAUUCAUUCAUCUCCAGAGCUGAAACAAGACAAGAAGAAGCCAAAGCAUAUAGUGAUACUGCAUAAUCUUUGUGACGUAACUUAUUCCACUCUUGACGAAAAUGUCUUCGAUAUACUGACCGAGAUUUCUCUGAGAUUUCGUGUUGAUGAAAACCAUCGGUUCGGCCUCUUUAUAGAUCCGCACAACGAAUGGUGGGAUUUGCCGAGUUUUGAUUCCAGUAACUCUGACUGGAGAGAGGACGAAACAGAAUCUGUGACGUCCGACCAAUCUGGUUCCGAUAGUGGCACAGAUGCAGGUGCUAGUUCUAAAUUUUCUGAUGAAGAUGCCGGUGAUGAAUCAGGGAUGAAAAACAGCUCAACAUUACCAGAACAGGACAUGGGAAAGCACAGGCUGGUCGUCAUGCUGCUCACAGGAUUAUUACUCAAAACGACCAAAAAGGCCAAGAAGUCUCUUCUCAUGGCCCACUUUGGAAGAAUCAUCAAAAACCUGAGCGACAAGGCGAUGGAGGAGAUCAGAUUCUCCGACGUUGUGAUGGGAUCUAACCCUGAUGCCAUCAAGGAGGCAAUCAAAGUUCUGUAUAGAGACCUCCGAAAGAAGUUUGACUCUCCAGAGAAGCUCCUUCGAGCCAUGGAGUCAGAGGAUCCAACCACCAGUGACGUAGUCGUCGGUGCCCUGAAGACUUGCAUGUACACUCAUGUUCCAGAGCGAAAGAGGAACCCAGUUGUGAGGUUCUUCAAAUCUUUGGGUAAAGCAAUUGCGAGGCCUUUCAGAGAAUGCUUCGGACAUUAAUCCAACUCCCAACAGAUGCCUGGCAAACAGAACACUUCUUGUGGACGCUCACCAAAUAAAAGGCUCAUUCAGGGGAUUAUUCAUUAACUUAAACAUACUUAUGAAAGGUAUGUUAAAU